CAUGAGCAAUCGGUCUGGAGAAUGCUAUCAUUGUGUUCAUCAGACGAAGGAACAGCAGCAUUGCUUUGUGGAUGGGAAGAGUGGAUGAAGAACUAAGGAACAGCAGAGCAGUGGAAACACGAGACAGAGGAAUUUGGAAAUGGGCACUAUGAACAAGCUAAGAUGGGCGAUGGACGGAGGGUUUUGGGACCUGGACAUCUCAACUCCAGUGACCCUAGAAGGAGAGGCCAGGGCAGUACCUGGACAUCCUCUCCCUCUUGGGGUUUCCCGAGGGACGAAGCUGUCCAGGCCUAAGCAGACUGAUUUCUUCCAGCGGUUCAUGUUUGCUCCUUUCCUGCCUUCCUAUUCCUACUCUCCAGCCUCCAGCAGUCACUCGUUUAAUCUCCAACGUUGUCUAGCUAUCCCUUUAUCUCAGGACUGGUAUUAUCUUAUCGAAUCAUCUCAGUUAUUUUGCUUCUCUAGCCCCUUUACCCAGCUAUUUAUCGAUUUCUUUUUAUUUUACAAUGGAGCUAUAUCUUUUGUCUGGUUUGAUUUGUGUUUACAGGAUUGCCAUGUUGCAAGGCCAAUUCAAUCUUCACAAGUUUGUGUCCUCCUUAAGAAAGCGCAGAACCUUGCUUCAAUCGUCUGAUUCCCAGUCUUCAUCCCUCAUCCCUGCCAUUUGUGCAUGUCUUCGUGACAAAUCCUUAUACGCACUUGGCAUCUAUUCCGAGCUUUCACUAACCCCUCAAGACACUCUUGUUCUCAGCUCUGAUGCCAAUGGCAAUGAUGAUACGCCACCUCGCCGCAAGGCAGUCCUCCAUCAUGAGUUCCCCGAUCACAAUCUCACUUUGGAGGCAGCUUCCCCUUCCCUCUUCCUGGACAAGUCUGGAAACUAUUGGGAUGUACCUUUGUCCCUGGCCCUUGAUCUUGCAUCUAUUCCUUCCAGCUCGGGUGCCAGUUACCAUUUCUGUAUGCGUCAUAUUGCUGGAUUGCCAAAGUUGUUUGAAGGUGGCGACGAAAACCAUGGAAAGACGAUUCCUGCUACCCUGCUACCUGGUAUUACUCUCAGACAUGCCAUCUCUUUCAAGAAAAAUUUAGAAAUUUGGAGGAGCGAAGCUAAGAAGUUGAAGAUGGUGCAACCAUUUGACAUCUUCCUAUCUACUCCUCAUGUUUCGGCAUCUGGUAUCAUUGGUGCAGUGAUGACGGCCUCUCAUGGAGACAACUCGGUUGCAUCGGAAGUGGAUGAUUCGCAUAGCACUGCAGCAGGAUUCUCCUAUCGAUCUCAUGCCCUUAAAUCAGCAGUUCACGCUGACUUAUUUUCAUCUGUCUCUUUCAUGGCCCAGCAUGGGAGCUUCCAGAAGUGGUUCCUAGAUCUCACACGGUUCCAUGUCCGCCUCAAUUUUCCUUCUGGCCGCAAAUUUCUUUCUGGUGCCACUCAAUUAGCACAUGAUUUUGUCAACUCUCAACAACCGACUAAUAAAGCACUCGAAGCCAUUUGCCCAAGUGCAACUAUUUCUCUUCAACAGCAGAUUGUCGGGCCAUUUAGCUUCAGAGUCGACUCUGGGGUAACUGUGGGGUUGAACAAGCAGACGAAUUGGUAUGCACAGGCACAUGAUCCGGUAUUUGCACUCGAGUAUGCGCUACAAGUCCUUGGUUCAGCUAAGGCAAUUGCGUGGUAUUCGCCCAAGCAGCGGGAGUUCCUGGUGGAGCUUCGGUUUUUUGAGACAUAAAGCAAACCUACUGCCACCUCCUGCUACAGAGAUUCCAUUCUUGCUUGUGCCAUUAGUUUGGAUUGAAUUGCACAGACAGUUGCAGAGAUAGCAAUUUGCAGGCUGCUCAGGAAGUUAGUAUUCAGUUCAGACAGCAGAAUGAUUCACUUGAAUAUUCAUUAUCUUCUUGAUUCCUCACUUUCAACCUAUGACGAUAUUAUUCCCACUGGAUUCAUUAUGGUAAUUGGUAGAUAUGUUAAAAUGGAGAUUAACAAAGAUGUGAUGAACACGGAAACGCAUCCCAAGCUACUUCCUCUAUGUUGACAAUUGAUCUGCAGUUCCUGUUCCUUGAGAAUGUGCAGGAUUCCUGUUCCUGUUCUCAUUUCAGUAUUAC
Linum tenue is the source of this 2082-nucleotide messenger RNA. The record is from the annotation of a GenBank genome assembly. NCBI's taxonomy places the organism in Eukaryota, Viridiplantae, Streptophyta, Magnoliopsida, Malpighiales, Linaceae.